AUGGAUUCCGUCCCAGCACCGUUGAAAGGCAAGGCCGCCAUUGUCACAGGAGGCAGCCGUGGCAUUGGAGCAUGCAUCUCAGAAACAUUCGCCAAAAACGGCUGCACGCACAUCGCCAUCACGUACAAUUCCAACAAGUCCCUGGCCGAGGAGACUGAAAAGAAAAUCACUGCCAUCAACAGCAAGAUCAAGACUUUCUCCCUCCAAACGGACGUCGCCGAUGCCAACUGCGGCAAAUACACCGUCGAGGAGAGCUUGAAGGGACUCGGCGUCGACCACAUCGACAUCAUGGUCUCGUGCGCGGCCCUUGCAGAUAUCUCGACGUUCCAGACGGCCGAGCAGAUGACUAAGGAACAUUGGGACUGGCUGAUGACGGCCAAUGCGUGGACUCCAUUCGCGCUGGCGCGAGAGUCUGCCAAGUAUAUGCCCGAGGGAGGCCGGAUCAUUCUGAUAUCCUCCGGUGCCUCCAGGGGCGCGAAUCCCGAUCCCGUGAUGGCCUACUCCGCGGCGAAGGCAGCCAUGGACGCCGUCUCCCGCAACCUGGCGGCCAUCUACGGCAUCACCAAAAAAGACGUCACAGUGAACAGCAUCAGCGUCGGUGCGAUUCAGACCGACGCUCUCCAGCGGGCUUUCGAUACCCAGGGUCCGGAGUUUAAAAAGUAUAUCGAGGGCUUUUCGUUGCUCAAGCGCGUUGGCCAGCCACAGGAGAUUGCGGAUGUUGUGGCAUUCGUGGCGUCGAAGGGGUCGUCUUUUAUGGUUGGAAAUGCUAUUCCCGCCAAUGGCGGUGGACUGUCUGCUCUGCAGGGUUAA
Zasmidium cellare ATCC 36951 is the source of this 810-nucleotide messenger RNA. RefSeq lists its product as uncharacterized. The transcript is spliced from 3 exons. The record is from RefSeq and is a predicted model, not a curated record. The coding region runs from base 1 to 810 and encodes 269 amino acids. NCBI's taxonomy places the organism in Eukaryota, Fungi, Ascomycota, Dothideomycetes, Mycosphaerellales, Mycosphaerellaceae.